GACUCAAUAACGAUGAGGUCACGCAUGAAUGUGAAAUACGGCGUAUUGCGUUAUUGAACGAUAACCGCAAGUUAUUAGGGUCGAUUGACGAGUAACUCAAUGUAAGGCGCGCGUAAAAUGUUUCUCACCGUGUGCAUGCGCGUAUAAAGCCAUGUCGUCGGCUUAAUUGUUAUACUCUCGCUAUUGGUGUUGCACGGACAAUUUUAUGUAUGUAAAUUACUCCCGUACAAAUGUUCGUUUGACAGAUUCAUUCUCUCUACAUAAGCACUCACGUACUCGACAUUCCAUUACUCGUACUUUGAUCGGACGGGUGAUAAUCUAUCUAGUCUCUUCGACUUUGGCGCGCAUUUACAUCUUUCGUUCGUUUUCGAAAUAUAAAUUUCGUGUGACAUUAUUAAAAGAGUACGUUGUACACACUGAGAUUCAUUGAUUUGAAGUACGGAUAAACCAUUGUACUGUUUGCGAGAAUAAGUUAAAUAAUUUCGCAGUAAAGACUUGAAAAAAUGCGAAGUGGCAGUAGUUUGAAUCAGUUCAAUGACGAUAACUCUUUUAGUGAUGAAUCGUGCCCGUCGUGCAGAUUGGCUAUCAACAAAGAGACUGGUAGACUAAAAUGGUGUACCGACGGAAGUGAAGCAUGGCGUUUUUGUGUCAAACUAAUGCUCCUGAUACCCGCCGUAUUAUUACCGAUUAUUAUAGUGUGUAUCGCUCUGUCACAUUUUCAAACUACAGUAAAAGUUUCUGAGUCACAAAUGUUUUCCACCUAUGGAAUGCAGGAACAGGAUAAACAAAAGAUCGAAGAUGACAUCUCUUGGUCUACCAAUCGCAAUGACAUAGAACGUGGAGCCGAAGAAACCGAAGACGAGGAUCGAGUUUUACUUCCCGAUAUGAAAACGAGUUAUGUACCUGUAGAUGUGCAUCCUCCGCUUCGAUCCGCGUCCCAGCGACAAAAGAGAGACAUUAAUGGGGAGAAUCGCACAAAUGGCAGCGAAUCAGACGAUCGAGUAAUGUCCUCGUUAUAUCCAUAUUUAAUUAAUGACAAAUUGACAGAUUCUUUUUUGAGGAAGAAGUUAGAUAGAAAAAAUGAUACAGUGGAAAGAUCUUUUUCAGAUAUGAAUUAUAUCGAAGGAAUAAAGAUGAAGGAUGACGACAUAAUCGAAACGAGCAACGCGCAGAAUGUUGAUGAAGAACUAGAUAAUUUCUUAAGCGAUUAUUAUUUAGAAGUAGAAGUUGAUGAUACAUAUGAAAGUAGUGGAAUAAACAACCAUCAUUAUUCCAAGUCAAUAAAGAAUGAAGAGGCGAUACCACAUUAUAAUAAUAAGUACGAGGGCAUAAAUAUUGAAGAACGGUUGAAAGAGGAAUCAGUUAUGAGAAAAGAAGAUAGAUUCUCUAUUUUCAUCAAUGAUACCAAAACACGGUUGUCAGUGACUGUUGGACAUGAUUCUAUCGAGGACAAAAUGCUUGAUUUUCAUACAUUCUGGAAAGGCGAAGGAAAUGUUAAAAGUAUCAGAGAGAUUCGAGCACAAACAAUGCUGAAAUAUAUGGAUAAGAGUGUAGAUCCAUGUAAAGAUUUCUAUCAAUAUGCUUGUGGUAAUUGGGCGAAACUCAAUCCUAUCCCAAAAGACAAGGCUGGCUAUGAUACCUUUGAAAUGCUGAGAGAAUCAUUGGAUUUCGUACUCAAAGAAUUAUUAGAGGAACCGAUAUUAUAUAAUAUCGAUGAAUUAGAUGCUGAUGAUGCUACGGUAAAGGCGAAACAUUUAUUUCAAAGCUGCAUGAACUACGAGAUUUUGGAGCAACGUAUGGAAAGACCACUUAUCCAACUUGUGGAUGAACUUGGCGGUUGGCCGAUUCUAAGGCCAGACUGGGACCCCGACAAAUUUGACUGGCUUCUCCUGACUGCAAAACUUCGAUUAUACAAUAACGACGUAUUAAUUUCAGAAUGGGUGGGUCCAGAUAUUAAAAACAGCAACAAAUACGUAAUACAGUUUGAUCAAACAUCGCUCGGACUUCCUACGAGAGAUUAUUUCCUUCAAUCAUCUAACGCAGUUUAUUUAGAAGCUUACAAGGAUUAUUUAAUAAAGAUUGCAAUUUUACUCGGUGCAUCUUUAGAUAAUGCGACUAUGCAUGCUGAAGAAGUGAUUGAAUUCGAAACGCAGCUCGCAACAAUUACAUCGUCAUCAGACGAAAGACGAAAUUUCUCGGAGCUGUAUCAACGAAUGAGUAUAGGUGAAUUAAAGAUACUCGUACCACAAAUUGAUUGGCAUCGUUAUUUGUCAAUCGUUUUGAAUCGACAAGUAAAUUUUUCUGAGCCAGUCGUUGUAUUCGCAUUGCAAUAUAUUCAAGAUUUGGUUGUUUUACUUUCAAAAACACAACCUAGAACAGUGGCGAAUUAUCUUUUAUGGAGAUUUGUGCGGCACAGAGUGAACAAUUUAGACGAUCGUUUCCAAGAGGUCAAACAGAAAUUUUAUUAUAUUUUAUUCGGUAGAGAGCAAGCGCCAUUAAGAUGGAAAAACUGCGUAACUCAAGUCAAUUCCAAUAUGGGUAUGGCGGUUGGUUCAAUGUUUGUCAAAAAGUAUUUUGAUGAAAACAGUAAAAACGAUACAUUAUCGAUGACUCGAGAGAUACAGCGAUCAUUUAGAGAAUUACUUGAUAAAACCAGUUGGAUCGACGAUGACACAAAGCGUUUGGCGACUGAGAAAGUGAAUGCUAUGUCGUUAAGAAUCGGUUAUCCAGAUUUUAUUCUACAACCAUAUCUAUUGAAUGAACGUUACAAAGAUGUUGUGAUACGACCAGAUAAAUAUUUUGAAAACACUUUAAAUAUCUUGCAACACUUGACUCGAGUUGAACAAGAUCGUCUUGGAAACAGUGUCAAUAAAACUUUAUGGAAUACUGCUCCAGCGAUCGUGAAUGCUUAUUACAGUCGCAACAAGAAUCAGAUAAUGUUUCCAGCGGGCAUACUACAGCCUCCUUUUUAUCAUAGAUUUUUUCCACGAAGUUUAAAUUAUGGCGGAAUUGGCGUCGUGAUUGGACAUGAAAUUACUCAUGGAUUUGAUGACAAAGGUAGAUUGUUUGACAAAGAUGGGAAUCUUCAUAGGUGGUGGAAAGACGAAGCAAUCGAUGGUUUUCACCGGAGAGCGCAAUGUCUUAUCGAUCAAUAUGCACGUUAUACCGUAACGGAAGUUGAAAUGCAGAUAGAUGGCGUUAAUACGCAAGGGGAAAAUAUUGCCGAUAAUGGCGGUAUUAAACAAGCGUUUAGAGCAUAUGAGAGAUGGUUACGCUUGAAUGAAGAGAAAGACGAAACAUUACCCGGAAUAAGUGCGACAGGUAAACAAUUAUUCUUUUUGAAUUUUGCUCAAGUUUGGUGCGGUUCAAUGCGUCCCGAGGCAACUAGAAAUAAACUAAAAACAGCUGUACAUUCGCCCGGUAAGUUUCGAGUGAUCGGUACGCUCUGCAAUUCCAAGGACUUUGCUCAAGUAUUUAACUGCCCUCUUGGUUCUCCAAUGAAUCCUAUGAACAAAUGUUCGGUAUGGUAAAACGUAAUAUAUAUAUAUAUAUAUAUAUAUAUAUAUAUAUAUAUAUGUAUAUAUAUAUAAAACAUAGUUUGCGCAUUGAUCUACACUAUGUGACACAAUUUAUCUCAACUAUAGUCCGUAUAAUGAAACUUACUUCAUUUAAGUGGACCUUUGAUUCAUUUAAAAAAGUCUAUAGCAAUUUCUAAAUGUAUAAAACAAAAAGAAUAUCGAUUUAAUGUAUUUAACAUAUUUUGUAUAUUAUUCUAAAAGAUAUAUAGUUAAAAAAGAGAUUACGUAAACUUUACUAAGAUAAACUUAUAUGAAAGAGAAUAAAAAUCAUUUUCAUAUAGAAUGUUGGAUAAAGCAUAUUACAAUAAACAUAAGAAGCAACCUCAUAAUCAUAGAAAUCAUUAUAGAUUAUUUUCUAAUUUAUAUAUAAGAUUUUUCGAGGAUUUCUUUAUCUUUUAAGCUCUGAUAUUUAAUUUUACAAGUCUACCAAGUUUUGAAACUAUGCUUACUAUAUAAAUCCGGUUAGAUGGCGAUAAAAAUUCUUUAAUAUUUGACAAACAUUUGAAAUUUUUAAUCUCAGCUCAUAUUAUACAUAUAUCGUGUGCACGACAUGCAUACGUCAAUUUACAUAAAUAGGAAACGCUUUUAUCAAUCACACAAUUCUAUUUUUACAAUUUGUUUAUGUAUUAUCGGCAAUAUAUUAAUAAUGUAUAAAUUAAAAAAAAAAAUUACAUCAAAACUGAUGUGACAAAAUGGUAUGUGAGUAACUUUCUUCCCUUAAAUAUAAUUUGCAUUUCAAUUGUUUACAUAUUCCUGUUCUCGAUAUCAUGUAUAAAUGUAUUUCUUUUUAUUAAGUAUAUACGUGAGAGCUAAUUUUUGUAUAAUAUUCUAUUAUUCUCUCUUUCUUUUUUUUAUAGAAAAAUGUAAAUGUUUUAAUAGAAAAAAAAUAAAAUGUGAGUUAUACUAACAUUCUUAAACAAAUUUUAAUUACCAUGAUGAUAUCUUUAUUCUUAAUUUUCUUAAUUUUAUUAUGUAUAGCCAUUAUAUAUA
Cataglyphis hispanica is the source of this 4568-nucleotide messenger RNA. RefSeq names its product neprilysin-4-like. The transcript has 17 exons. Lineage: Eukaryota; Metazoa; Arthropoda; Insecta; Hymenoptera; Formicidae. Gene Ontology annotation, cellular component: plasma membrane. The record is from RefSeq and is a predicted model, not a curated record. Bases 504 to 3530 code for a protein of 1008 amino acids. Gene Ontology annotation, biological process: protein processing. Gene Ontology annotation, molecular function: metalloendopeptidase activity.